AUGGCAUCAAGUUUUCUGAACAUAGUGAAUGCUACUUUAGAUUGGGUGACAGCGACUUUGGAUGCUCCCUCUUCUCGAGCUAUUGUUUUUGGAGUUCCUAUUGGCGGACAUUUAUUUGUAGAAGUUCUUCUUUUCUUAGUCAUUGUUUUUCUACUUUCCCAGAAAAGUUACAAGCCACCUAAGCGGCCUUUAACAGAGAAGGAAAUAGAUGAGCUAUGUGAGGAAUGGGUUCCUGAAUCUCUUAUUCCUCCUAUCACUGAAGAGAUGCAGUAUGAACCCCCAGUGCUGGAAAGUGCUGCAGGGCCACAUGCAAUAAUCAAUGGUAAAGAAGUUGUGAACUUUGCUGCAGCAAAUUAUCUUGGAUUGAUAGGACAUGAGAAAUUACUUGAGUCAUGUACCUCUGCAUUGGAGAAAUAUGGUGUUGGUUCCUGUGGUCCUCGUGGGUUUUAUGGAACAAUUGAUGUUCACCUUGAUUGUGAGGCAAGAAUAGCAAAGUUUUUGGGAACUCCUGACUCAAUUGUCUAUUCGUAUGGACUGUCUACCAUGUUCAGUGCAAUUCCCGCAUUUUGCAAGAAAGGGGAUAUUAUUGUUGUGGAUGAAGGAGUCCAUUGGGGAAUUCAAAAUGGUCUAUAUCUUUCUAGAAGUACAAUUGUGUACUUCAAGCACAAUGACAUGGAAUCUUUAAGAAAUACUCUGGAGAAAAUCACUUUGAAGAAUCAGCGGGCUAAGAAAUUGCGGCGCUACAUCGUGGUUGAAGCUGUGUACCAGAAUUCUGGCCAAAUAGCCCCCUUGGACGAGAUUGUUAAAUUGAAGGAGAAAUAUAGGUUUCGUGUUGUAUUGGAUGAGAGCAACUCAUUUGGUGUGCUUGGAAAAGCUGGAAGAGGUCUCACUGAAUUCUGUGGGGUUCCGGUAGAAAAAAUUGAUAUUAUUACUGCUGCAAUGGGACAUGCAUUAGCCACAGAAGGAGGAUUCUGCACUGGAAGUGCUAGAGUCACUGAUCACCAACGAUUGAGCAGUUCUGGGUACGUCUUUUCUGCUUCUUUGCCCCCAUAUCUUGCAAGUGGUGCCAUUACUGCCAUUGAUGUCCUUGAGGAAAACCCUGAUCUGAUAACAAAGCUGAAGAAAAACAUUGCUGUAUUAUGGAAAGGUUUGUCAGGUAUACUUGGCCUCUCAUUAGCGAGCAAUCCUGAAUCACCCAUUGUUUUUCUUAGACUAGAGAAGUCAACAGGUUCCGUGAAGAGUGACCUACAACUCCUUGAAGAUAUUUCUGACCGUUUGUUGAAGGAAUAUUCCAUUUUUGUGGUGACCUCCAAAAGGUCGACCCUUGAUAAAUGCCGUCUGCCCGUAGGAAUUAGAUUGUUUGUUUCUGCUGCCCAUUUGGAAUCUGAUCUGCUCAAGGCAUCAGAAUCGCUAAAAAGGGUUGCAGAUUCGGUGCUGAAGGAUCAUAUUUGA
Molecule: messenger RNA, 1452 nt
Organism: Prunus armeniaca (apricot)
Lineage: Eukaryota; Viridiplantae; Streptophyta; Magnoliopsida; Rosales; Rosaceae
Source: the annotation of a GenBank genome assembly